UAAUUUAUUUUUUUUAUUUAAAGUCAGACAGACAGACGGACGAUGGCAGAGUCGGCGGCGACCAACAGCGACGGGGAGGAUGGACUCCUUCAGCCCGCGCGCGGCUUCGCGCGCCAAGGAGCCCUGCGCCAGAAGAACGUGCACGAGGUGAAGGACCACAAAUUCAUCGCGCGCUUCUUCAAGCAGCCCACGUUCUGCAGCCACUGCACCGACUUUAUCUGGGGUUUUGGCAAACAAGGAUUCCAGUGUCAAGUGUGUUGCUUUGUGGUUCACAAGCGCUGCCAUGAGUUUGUCACUUUCUCCUGUCCCGGCGCUGAUAAAGGACCUUCAUCAGACGACCCGAGGUCAAAGCACAAGUUUAAGAUCCACACUUACUCCAGCCCGACCUUCUGCGACCACUGUGGCUCUCUGCUGUACGGCCUCAUACACCAGGGCAUGAGAUGUGACCAUUGUAUGAUGAACAUCCAUAAGCGCUGCGUGGCCAACGUGCCCAGUCUGUGUGGGACGGACCACACCGAGAGGAGAGGGCGCAUCUACAUCACCGCUGAAAUCAGAACCAACGUGCUCACCGUCAUCAUCAAAGAAGCCAGGAAUCUGGUUCCCAUGGAUCCAAAUGGUCUAUCAGACCCCUACGUGAAGCUCAAGCUCAUCCCCGACCCACGCAGUGAGAGUAAACAGAAGACCAAGACCAUAAAAUGCUGCCUCAAUCCCACUUGGAACGAGACCUUUAAAUUCCACCUGAAGGAUUACGAUAAGGAUCGCCGUCUGUCGGUGGAGGUGUGGGACUGGGACCUGACCAGCCGCAAUGACUUCAUGGGAUCGCUGUCUUUCGGCAUCUCAGAGCUCCACAAACAAGGAGUGGAUGGGUGGUUUAAGCUGCUGUCACAAGAAGAGGGCGAGUACUUUAACGUCCCCGUUGCUCCAGAGGGGGAGGAGGCCAGCGAGGAGUUCCGGCAGAAAUUUGAGAGGGCAAAGAUCGGGCCAGGCAGGAACACAGAAGGCAAGUCAGCUAAUGCGGCAUCCUGCUUCGAAUCCAAUGAAUACAGAGAUCACACAAAGCUGUCCGACUUUAACUUCAUUAUGGUGUUGGGAAAAGGCAGCUUUGGCAAGGUGAUGUUGGCCGAACGUAAAGGCACAGAGGAGCUGUACGCGGUGAAGAUCCUCAAGAAGGAUGUCAUUAUCCAGGAUGAUGAUGUGGAAUGCACCAUGGUGGAGAAGAGAGUCUUAGCACUGUCUGGAAAACCACCAUUCCUCACACAGCUGCACUCCACCUUCCAAACCAUGGACCGCUUGUAUUUUGUCAUGGAGUACAUAAACGGAGGUGAUCUGAUGUACCAGAUUCAACAGGUCGGCAAGUUCAAGGAGCCCCACGCUGUCUUCUAUGCUGCUGAGAUAGCCAUUGGUUUGUUCUACCUGCAUCAGAAGGGCAUCAUCUACAGAGACCUGAAGCUGGACAAUGUGAUGCUGGACUGUGAGGGCCACAUUAAGAUAGCAGACUUUGGAAUGUGCAAAGAAAAUAUGAAUGAAGGCAUCACAACCAAAACCUUCUGUGGAACCCCAGAUUACAUCGCUCCGGAGAUCAUUGCUUACCAACCGUACGGUAAAUCUGUGGACUGGUGGGCGUUUGGAGUUUUGCUUUAUGAGAUGUUGGCCGGACAGCCUCCAUUUGAUGGUGAGGAUGAAGAUGAACUCUUUCAGUCCAUCAUGGAACAUCACGUCUCCUACCCCAAGUCGAUGUCCAAAGAGGCUGUCGCUAUUUGCAAAGGCCUGAUGACAAAGCAUCCAGCAAAGCGACUGGGCUGCAGCCCAGAAGGAGAGCGAGACAUCAGGGAGCAUGGCUUCUUCCGCUACAUGGACUGGGAGAAACUGGAGAACAAGGAGGUGCAACCGCCAUUCAAACCAAGAGCUUGUGGACGGAAUGCUGAGAACUUUGACCGUUUUUUCACACGCCACCCACCCGUGCUGACACCUCCUGAUGAGGAAGUCAUUCAGAACUUGGACCAGGACGAAUUCCAGGGAUUCUCCUAUAUCAACCCGGACUUCACGGGAACCGCUGGCGCUGCCCGUGCUGCUGAGGACCAGGCUUGAUUUCAGCUCACAUAGAUACAAACAUGGGAUCCUCCAGAAUCAAACUCCUGUUCACUGGAACAUACAGUCACACCAUCACAUCAACACAAAAGUCACUCACAGUUAAUCCUAAACAUACAUGUAAGACAUUUCUUCCUCACACGGGGCAUACAGUUGACCAUUUGUAACAUGCAAAUUUAAGGCCGUGCACAUCAGAAGAGUAUAAAUUGUCAUUGUUUCAUAUGCAGUAUUUUUCAGACUCAUGCGCUGUUAAUUAUGCUUUCAGGGUCAACAUUAACACUGGACCCUGCUGACUGACACUGAGGAUUUCCUCUCUUGUUUUUAAAUUUUUGUGGGGUGGUGGGGGGUGGGAAGGCUAAUAUUGGCUGGUAGAGAAUUGCAGUCCUUGUGUAAGUCAUCUAGAUCUCCAUAAUGCCACUGGUCCACCAACUCAGGGAAAGUACAGCAUUUGUUAGGCAAGUAAACAAUUUUAGAGUUUUACACUAGUCCAGCAGUUAAUACACCUGGUUUGUUCUCCCGAGUGGCAAAACUCC
Messenger RNA from Thalassophryne amazonica, 2621 nucleotides. RefSeq names its product protein kinase C beta type-like. The coding region runs from base 43 to 2088 and encodes 681 amino acids. Gene Ontology annotation, biological process: protein phosphorylation. The transcript is spliced from 17 exons. The record is from RefSeq and is a predicted model, not a curated record. Gene Ontology annotation, molecular function: diacylglycerol-dependent serine/threonine kinase activity; zinc ion binding; ATP binding. NCBI's taxonomy places the organism in Eukaryota, Metazoa, Chordata, Actinopteri, Batrachoidiformes, Batrachoididae.